GGCAACGCUCCCCAGUCCCCCCACCCCUGACCCCGGAAUCAUGCAUCGGACUACACGGAUCAAAAUCACAGAGCUGAACCCCCACCUCAUGUGUGCCCUCUGCGGGGGGUACUUCAUUGACGCCACCACUAUCGUGGAGUGCCUGCAUUCCUUCUGCAAAACCUGCAUCGUGCGCUACCUGGAGACCAACAAAUACUGCCCCAUGUGUGAUGUGCAGGUCCAUAAAACCCGGCCGCUGCUGAGCAUCAGGUCUGACAAAACCCUUCAAGACAUUGUCUACAAAUUGGUCCCUGGGCUUUUUAAAGAUGAGAUGAAACGGCGGCGGGAUUUCUAUGCAGCGUACCCCCUGACAGAGGUCCCCAACGGCUCCAAUGAGGACCGCGGCGAGGUCUUGGAGCAGGAGAAGGGGGCUCUGAGCGAUGAUGAGAUUGUCAGCCUCUCCAUCGAAUUCUACGAAGGUGCCAGGGACCGGGACGAGAAGAAGGGCCCCCUGGAGAAUGGGGAUGGGGACAAAGAGAAAACAGGGGUGCGCUUCCUGCGAUGCCCAGCAGCCAUGACCGUCAUGCAUCUCGCCAAGUUUCUCCGCAACAAGAUGGAUGUGCCCAGCAAGUACAAGGUGGAGGUUCUGUACGAGGACGAGCCACUGAAGGAAUACUACACCCUCAUGGACAUCGCCUACAUCUACCCCUGGCGGCGGAACGGGCCUCUUCCUCUCAAGUACCGUGUCCAGCCAGCCUGCAAGCGGCUCACCCUAGCCACGGUGCCCACCCCCUCCGAGGGCACCAACACCAGCGGGGCAUCCGAGUCCAGUGGGGCCACCACAGCUGCCAACGGGGGUACCUCGAACUGCCUGCAGACACCAUCCUCCACCAGCAGAGGGCGCAAGAUGACUGUCAACGGCGCUCCCGUGCCCCCCUUAACUUGAGGCCAGGGACCCUCUCCCUUCUUCCAGCCAAGCCUCUCCACUCCUUCCACUUUUUCUGGGCCCUUUUUUCCACCUCUUCUACUUUCCCCAGCUCUUCCCACCUUGGGGGUGGGGGGCGGGUUUUAUAAAUAAAUCUAUAUAUAUAUGUAUAUAGGAAAAACCAAAUAUACAUACUUAUUUUCUAUGGACCAACCAGAUUAAUUUAAAUGCCACAGGAAACAAACUUUAUGUGUGUGUGUGUAUGUGUGGAAAAUGGUGUUCAUUUUUGGGGGGUCUUGUGUAAUUUGCUCUUUUUGGGGGUACCUGGAGAUGAACUGGAUGGGCCGCUGGAGGCUCAGUGAAGCUCUGCACGGUCCUCGCUGUUUCCCAAGGCAGAUGGUGUGUUGGGACCCCUUCAGCCCCAAAGCUUUAGGCAUGAUUCCAACUGGCUGCAUAUAGGAGUCGGUUAGAAUUGUUUCUUUCCCCGUGUCUCUCCCCAUCUUGGCUGCUGUCCUGCCUCUGACCAGUGGCUGCCCCCCGCAUUGUUGAAUGUCCAGAAAUUGCUAAGAACAGUGCCUUUUACAAAUGCAGUUUAUCCCUGGUUCUGAGGAGCAAGUGCGGGCUGGAGGUGGCACCUGCAUCACCUCCUCCUCUUGCAGUGGAAACUUUGUGCAAAGAAUACAUAGUUCUGCCUCUUUUUUUUUUUCCUGUGUGUGUGGCCUUUGCAUCAUUUAUCUUGUGGAAAAGAAGAUUCAGGCCUUGAGAGGUCUCAGCCCUUGGAGUUCCACUGUGGCUUUAGCAUUGUGAAGCACUGAACCCCCACCGACCCUACCCUCACCCGGGAACCCUCACUAGCAGGACUGGUGGUGGAGUCUCACCUGGGGUCUAAAGUGGAAGUUGGGGUGGGUUAACCUCACACAAGCACAGACCCCAGACUUUGCCAAAGGCAAACAGCCUUCCAGUUGCCCCUCCACCCCCAGCUGAGGCCCGGUCACCUGGUCAGGACAGAGCAACUGCAUCUAAAAGCACAAGAAGACAGAAACCUGUAAGCUCUGACCCCACCCCCACCCCUUGAGAGGUCAGCAGACCACCUCCUUAGGGACAGACCCUGGCAGGUCCCUGCCCACCGAGAUUUCCUCAUGUGUGCAUAGAUCUGGGAGGAUAUGGGAGUCGAGACUCAAGAUUCCAUCACAGCCUAGGUGUGUGGGGUUGGGAGUCCCCUGAUGGGCUUGUCUGUAUUUGCACCUUGUCCUGUGUCUGAGGUCCUGUGACUGUACCCUCCUCUGCCCUGGGACAUCUGUAUCUCUUGGCUUUGUAAUAAAUGCUGCAUACCUUC
Cercocebus atys (sooty mangabey) is the source of this 2240-nucleotide messenger RNA. It is a transcript of the gene PCGF2, whose product is annotated as polycomb group ring finger 2. Gene Ontology annotation, cellular component: PRC1 complex. The transcript has 10 exons. The coding region runs from base 41 to 925 and encodes 294 amino acids. The record is from RefSeq and is a predicted model, not a curated record. Gene Ontology annotation, molecular function: promoter-specific chromatin binding. Gene Ontology annotation, biological process: negative regulation of transcription by RNA polymerase II. NCBI's taxonomy places the organism in Eukaryota, Metazoa, Chordata, Mammalia, Primates, Cercopithecidae.